This is a messenger RNA of Endocarpon pusillum Z07020, 993 nucleotides long. RefSeq lists its product as uncharacterized. The record is from RefSeq and is a predicted model, not a curated record. Lineage: Eukaryota; Fungi; Ascomycota; Eurotiomycetes; Verrucariales; Verrucariaceae. Gene Ontology annotation, cellular component: endoplasmic reticulum. The transcript has a single exon. The coding region runs from base 1 to 993 and encodes 330 amino acids. Gene Ontology annotation, biological process: GPI anchor biosynthetic process. Gene Ontology annotation, molecular function: N-acetylglucosaminylphosphatidylinositol deacetylase activity.
AUGGGGCUUCUUUACGCCAUAGCAAUAGUGCUUGCUACGUUCGGCAUCUUCUGGUUCAUGACCACUACAUUGUUCGCCUCUCUAUUCCCUCCACCGUUCGAGCUGCGCAAUAAGCGCAUCCUCCUCCUCAUUGGCCAUCCAGACGAUGAAGCCAUGUUCUUCGCUCCCGCACUGAUCGCAUUGUUGUCUCCCGAGAACCGCAAUCAUAUCCAAAUCGUCUGCCUCUCCACUGGUAACGCCAUCGGCGAAGGGGAGAUCCGCAGGGGAGAGCUUCUCAACAGCGCCCGCAGGCUCGGCAUGCGCAGCAAAGAUGAUGUUCUUAUCAUAGACGAUGCACGUUUUCAAGACGGUGCACAGAACCAUUGGAAAAAAGAGGACAUUGCGGAUCUCCUCUCUCACCUUUUCACCCCACAGCCGUCUUCAAAGCUGGAUACAUCUACAUCCUCCUUCUCCACCUUAAACCAGCCUCCACAAACCCAAGUAAACGGCAACCCAUCCUCCGGCCCUAUCAACCCCGCAGAUAAACAAAGAACGCCAGAAGUAAUUCUCACCUUUGACCCGCACGGCAUAUCCACCCACCCCAACCACUGCGCCUGCUACUAUGGCGCCAUCCAUUUUCUUCAAAACCAGCUCAAACACCCCAAACCCAACUCCAAGUCACCUACAACCCCACCGACCCUUUACACCCUAACAUCCAUCUCCCGCCCCCGAAAAUACAUAUCCGUCCUCGACGCGCCCAUCACCCUCCUCACCAGCCUCACCAGCGUGUUCUUCUCCAACCUCCAACAAUCCGCAAGAAAAGCCAGAAGAAAUGUGCAGGACGGAAGAGCAGACAGGGUUAUAUUCGUAAGCGGCUUCCGCAACUACGUCAAAGCGUUCGGAGCCAUGGUCUUCGCGCACAAGACUCAGAUGCUCUGGUUUCGCUGGGGGUGGGUGCUCGUGGGUAGGUACAUGGUGGUUAACGAUUUGAAGAGGGAGAGGGUGGGUGUGUGA